Messenger RNA from Ipomoea triloba (trilobed morning glory), 2337 nucleotides. RefSeq names its product probable metal-nicotianamine transporter YSL7. The transcript has 6 exons. Bases 64 to 2160 code for a protein of 698 amino acids. Gene Ontology annotation, cellular component: membrane. NCBI's taxonomy places the organism in Eukaryota, Viridiplantae, Streptophyta, Magnoliopsida, Solanales, Convolvulaceae. The record is from RefSeq and is a predicted model, not a curated record. Gene Ontology annotation, molecular function: oligopeptide transmembrane transporter activity.
AAAACGCACCUCUUCUCCCAAGAAAAUCCCCCUCGCCCUCCGUUUCAAGAACUCCCCAUCCCCAUGGAUCGCUCCACCAGCGUUUCAAGAAGGGACCCCUACGCCACCUCCGAGCUCCAAAAUGGCGCAGCAAUGGGCGACAAUGGCGCCAAGAGGAGUGAAGGAGAGGAUAUUAUGUCCGUGGAGAAGAUGUUCGAGUCUGAAGCGGUGCCUUCGUGGCAGAGCCAGCUGACUUUUAGGGCCUUCAUUGUUAGCUUUGUCCUCAGCAUUCUCUUCACUUUCAUUGUCAUGAAGCUUAAUCUCACCACUGGGAUUAUACCUUCCCUCAAUGUCUCCGCCGGGCUCUUGGGUUUCUUCUUUCUCAAGACUUGGACCAAAUUGCUCGAGAAAUCUGGGCUUCUCAAACAGCCGUUUACUAGGCAAGAAAACACUGUGAUUCAGACCUGUGUUGUUGCGUCUUCCGGGAUAGCAUUUAGCGGAGGUUUUGGAAGCUACCUGUUUGGCAUGAGCAGUGUUGUCGCUAAGCAAUCAACAGAAGCGAACAAUGCUCAGAAUAUUAAAGAACCGAGUCUGGCAUGGAUGAUUGGGUUCCUCUUUGUUGUCAGCUUUCUCGGGCUUUUUUCAGUGGUUCCCCUUAGGAAGAUAAUGAUCAUAGACUUCAAACUCAUUUAUCCAAGUGGCACGGCUACUGCUCACUUAAUCAACAGUUUUCAUACCCCAAAGGGAGCUAAGCUGGCAAAGAAACAAGUUAGGGCUCUCGGGAAAUUUUUCAGCUUUAGUUUCCUCUGGGGUUUCUUCCAGUGGUUUUUUACUGCUGGGGAUUCCUGUGGAUUUGUAAAUUUCCCCACAUUUGGGCUCAAAGCUUAUGAAAACAGGUUUUACUUUGAUUUCUCGGCAACUUAUGUGGGUGUUGGGAUGAUUUGCCCAUAUCUGAUCAACGUAUCUGUGUUACUUGGAGCAAUCCUUUCGUGGGGGAUAAUGUGGCCUCUUAUAAAGGACAGGAAGGGUCACUGGUAUCCUGCAGAUCUCAGUGAAAGCAGCCUUCAUGGCUUGCAAGGUUACCGGGUUUUCAUAGCAAUUGCCAUGAUUCUUGGUGAUGGUCUCUACAACUUCUGCAAAGUCUUUGGGCACACACUAUAUGGAUUGUAUCACCAAUUCAAGAACAAAUCGGUCCUCCCGGUUGCUGGACGAUCGCCAAAUGAGCCUUCGUUGUCGAUUGAUGACAAGCGAAGAACCGAGCUUUUCCUCAAGGACCAAAUCCCGACGUGGUUUGCAGUUGCUGGCUAUGUAGUGAUUGCCAUAAUCUCCACGAUUUCGCUCCCACACAUCUUCCACCAGCUGAAGUGGUACCACAUCGUGGCGAUCUACGUGGUUGCACCAGUACUAGCCUUCUGCAAUGCUUAUGGCGCGGGCCUAACUGACUGGUCCCUGGCAUCUACUUAUGGAAAGCUCGCAAUCUUCACAAUCGGGGCAUGGGCGGGGGCUUCACACGGAGGCGUUCUAGCGGGGCUAGCAGCUUGUGGUGUCAUGAUGAACAUUGUUUCCACUGCCUCAGACCUCUCGCAGGACUUCAAGACGGGCUACAUGACCCUGGCAUCCCCUCGGUCCAUGUUCGUUAGCCAGAUCAUUGGAACCGCAAUGGGGUGCGUGAUCUCCCCUUGCGUGUUUUGGCUCUUCUACAAGGCCUUCCACGACUUAGGCCAGCCCGGCUCAGAGUACCCCGCCCCCUACGCUCUCGUCUACCGCAACAUGUCCAUCCUCGGGGUCGAUGGCUUCUCCGCCCUGCCAAAGAACUGCCUCACUCUUUGCUACAUCUUCUUCGCUGGCGCCAUCGUUGUCAACGCCAUCAGGGACGCUGCGGGGAAGAAGCGGGCCCGCUUCAUCCCCAUCCCGAUGGCAAUGGCGAUUCCAUUCUAUCUCGGCAGCUACUUCGCCAUCGAUAUGUGCUUAGGGAGUCUGAUUCUGUUUGUGUGGAGAAAGAUGAACAAGAGAAAGGCUGAUGCUUUUGCACCUGCUGUGGCUUCUGGGCUAAUCUGUGGGGAUGGAAUUUGGACUUUACCUCAAUCAAUUCUGGCUUUGGCUGGGGUGAAUCCACCAAUUUGCAUGAAGUUUUUGUCAAGGAAAGACAAUACUAGGGUUGAUGCAUUCUUGGGUUCUUGAAUCAUUUGAUUCAUAUCUCACUGUUAAACUCAAAAGCAGUAGCAGUAAGUAGUAAAAUGUUGGUUUGAAAUUGUUACAGUGCAUAUAGUGAUGGAUUCUGCAGUCCAAAUAGUAAGAAUUGAAUGUAAUAUUCACUGUGUUUGCAAUGGUAAAAUGUCCAGUCUUUGAUGCUCCUAG